Messenger RNA from Dicentrarchus labrax (European seabass), 5196 nucleotides. RefSeq names its product stromelysin-3. Gene Ontology annotation, molecular function: metalloendopeptidase activity; zinc ion binding. The record is from RefSeq and is a predicted model, not a curated record. Bases 123 to 1604 code for a protein of 493 amino acids. The transcript has 8 exons. Lineage: Eukaryota; Metazoa; Chordata; Actinopteri; Moronidae. Gene Ontology annotation, biological process: proteolysis; extracellular matrix organization; collagen catabolic process. Gene Ontology annotation, cellular component: extracellular matrix.
AGAGGACAAAGAAAUCCCGUGGCACGCUAUAAGACCUCCUGCCUUCAUUCAUCCCGCUGCACAGCGGCAGCAGUCUUCCUCACGCCUCCUCCUCCGCCGUUUCACACUGUUACUGGAUCAGGAUGCGGGCUGUCGUGUUUUGCUGCAGCAUCUUGUCUUUGCACCUUUUCCUCUGCGUUCAUUCUCUGCCGGUUCGCGACCGGAGGACCGCCAACAGGUACAAGCAGCUAGAGGGAUGGCCUCACAGCAAUAGCAACAUUGGUCUGAAGAAGAGAGGAAGACAUGAACAAAACACGCUAAAUAAUGAGCAGCAUUUUAAGUCUUUCCCGGCAUCAAAAGAUGACACUGAGUUUUGGAAGCGUCCUCGCUGCGGAGUGCCAGACUAUCCCACCUUAACGCAGGUUGGCCUGUCAUACUACAACCUGAAGAAACUGAAAGGAGGCCUGAGUAGACAGCAGCGCAAGAAGCGGUUUGCUCUGUUUGGAGGGCGCUGGGAGAAAACCGACCUCACUUACAAGAUUGUGCGUUUCCCCUGGCAGAUGAGUGAUGGCAAAGUGCGGCAUGUCCUCCAGGAGGCGUUUGGUGUGUGGAGUGCAGUCACUCCUCUGAGGUUCAGAGAGGUCACUGCUGAGAAAGCUGACAUCAUUAUUGACUUCAACAGGUACUGGCAUGGGGACAGCUUACCAUUUGAUGGUCCUGGAGGAAUCCUCGCCCAUGCCUAUUUCCCCAGGACACACAGAGAGGGAGAAGUCCACUUUGACUAUGAUGAGCAUUGGACAGUUGGCAACAAUGUGGGCACUGAUCUCUUACAAGUGGCAGCUCAUGAGUUUGGCCAUGUCCUGGGCCUGCAGCACUCCCUGGAGCCUGAUGCUGUGAUGUGUCCUUUCUACAGUGACUCCUACCCUCUGCAACUGAGCGAGGAUGACAAAAGGGGCAUCCAGUAUCUGUAUGGUCCUCCUCGGCAUGCACCGCCCGAGAUGACAGAGACCAAUGAGAUAGACAUUGGAAUGCCGGAUGCCUGCAGAACAACCUUUGAUGCUGUGUCCAUGAUCAGGGGAGAGCUAUUCUUCUUUAAGUCCCGAUACGUUUGGCGUAUCCGUGAUGGGCAGCUACAAGCUGGCUAUCCAGCCUUGGCUUCACGACACUGGAGAGGCAUUCCCGACCGCAUCGAUGCUGCUUAUGAAGACAAGUCCGGCAACAUCUGGCUCUUCCAAGGUGACAAAUACUGGGUGUUCGAUGCUGAGAGGAAGAUUACAGGUCCAGAUUCAGUGCGGCAGCUGGGUCUCCCUGUGACAGAUAUCCAAGCAGCUUUGAAGUGGGAAGAGGACCAUGUUGAAAAAGUCUACCUCUUCAAGUCUGCUUCUUACUGGCCCUUCAAUCCUCAAGAGAAUCGAGUUGAUGAUGCCCAUCCUCGCAGCAUGCACAAAUGGGAAGGAGUGCCCAGUCAUAUUGAUGCAGCCUUUCGGGACAAAUAUGGCUACGCCAAUUUUCUGAGUGGACCGCACUAUUGGAAGUUUGACCCUGUGGCGUUGAAGGUGCUAGAAGGCUACCCCCGCAGCAUUGGCAUGGAUUUCUUUGGCUGCUCUGCCCUCCCGCGCAAAUAAGAUCCUACACACACAUCUGCUAAACUUGCUAAAAAAAAGCAGUGGGUUUAUUUUUCAGAUUAACUCCCCAUAUAGAACAUUCUGGCUAUUGUGGAAAUAUAGUUAAAGGAAAAAUGAGUAGGAUUUCCCUUUAAACAAUGUCUCCCAUGAAACAAUCAGAAAAUAAUGUUUUGUUUCUUCACUGCUUUAUUCUCACUAACUCUCUUCGUUCACUCUCUAACUCGUUUGACCACUGCUGCUCUCUCUCUCUCUCUCUGUCUCUCUGUCUCUCUCUCUCUCUCUCUCUCUCUCUCUCUCUCUCUCUCUCUCUCUCUCACACACACACACACUCAUUGAGCUGGGGAGGAGGGGCCAACUUUGAAUAGUGUGUAAAACAGCAACUGACAAAUCAAAUCCUACUCAUUCUGCCUUUAAUUAAGAUGACUCAAAACCCAUAAAUAUAACAACAAAUGCUUGCCAAAGUCAGUGCCUGCUGCAACCACAUUAUUUUUGGAAAACAAUGGAUUUGAAUUUGAAAAAUGCUUGAAUUUGUCCACAUUUAAACAGUAAUACCACAUGAGAGCUUGGACGAAAAGUAUUGCUGCACAAAGUCUGUGGGAUGCCCAAUAGUACAAUGUGAAAUGCUGUACUAGUGCAAGUACUCUUUAAAGGUUAUAUAUAUAUAUAUAUAUGAGAUUUAAAACACUAAUAUGGCACAAAACAACGAUUUGCUAUGUAAAGAUAUAGUGGAGUCAUGGUGUCCUCAGCAGAGAAUGACGAAAUGACUUUGCCUGUGUUGCUAUCAAAGCCUGUCCGUGUUUUGUUUACAAAUCUGGUCUGGCCAGGAGUGCAUAAUUAGUACAUGUGAGUCCCUAUGUGUGCAGCUGAGUAGAGCAACAGAAACUGCUGUUUUUAUCAUCUACGUUGGUGGAUUAAGGUUUUAUUUCUAACAACUAACAAAGACAGUUUUAUUUUGUUUUUGUCCACUUUACCAAAUUAAGUUACGAUGUUACACUAUUUGCAAGGUAAAAUUACCAUUUUUGUCUAUGGGGUCUGGUGGCGAGAGAUAGUGAUAGUAUGGCUGUUUCUGUUUAAACAAAUGGUUUGUCUCUGUAGAGAUCCUUUCCAUAAUGCUGACACUAGUCACUAGUUUCAAGUGUGUUUCACAGUUUAAAUUACUGGUUUUGUCAAUGACGUCUGGUGGGCCACUUGUUUUGGUCUGAGAUACUGGUGCUCUAGUGGCACGUGAAUUUUGUAUAUAUAACCUUCUUUGUCUUGAGUUAAGAAAAAACACACAAAUCUAACAACACCUUGCUUACCAGCAAAGUUGGGGCAUGUAUUAAGGUAUGCGUCAACUAGGCCAUACAACAUGUCUGACCAUGUCUAAAUGCAAACCUGAUCAUUUGUUAUUUGCUCUGAAUGACCACACCCGAAGGGAGGGCAAAAAGCCUGCCUCCUACUAUGUGCCUGUAGGUUUGAAUACUGAGAAAUGAGAUCCAUAUAUACUCCAGAAAUUUGUCAUCCUGGGAUUGUUGGCAUGUAUCUGCUUGUGUGCCCGUGUGUAAAAAAUGUAAGUGAAGAAGACCAGUGUAGACCAAGUUCCUUGUCAAAUAUAAAUAUUGCAUAUAAAUAAAACAACGUGAGAGUAACGAGGAGUCAAAUUUCUCCUCUUUUGAUGAAGGCUAUUGGCCACCUCACACCUUCCAGCCCCUGCACCUAGGUAAAGCUGAACAAACAUUGCAUAAUUUAAGCCAGUUUCUGACCAAAUUUUUGAGCCACACGACUCAUUUUUAGAGACAGACUAAAUUUCAGUAUUUCUACUGUACACAGGGGGAACAAGGACCGCUGCUCCCAAAUGAGCAAGCACUUGGCAACUGUGGCAAGGAAAAACUUCCUUUGAAGAGGCAGAAAGGUUGACCAUCUGCCCAGACCGGUUAGGGUUAGCACCUUUCAAAAGAAACCUUUUUGAAAAUUGUCAAUAGCCAAGAUGGUCCACAUUGACCGUGAGCUUUGGCUUAACAUUGCAGGCGAUUUACUCAUACAGUAAGAGGUAGAAUGAAACAACAUUUUUACAGUGUAAGCCCAGUUUAAUAGUCUGGACCAGUCUGUCCACAGAAUGCACAAACUGGUAUUAAUCCUCUCGCUAACUCAAGCAAACAAGUUGACCCCUAAAAUGUCAAAGUACAGAACAUUACAGUGAUUAGUAACUGGGAUUUUCAAAUUGUAAUUCCAGGUUCAGACAGAAUAUUUUUCUCUGUUAAAAUAGUCAUUGUGUCAGAUUAGGCCUUUAAUUCAAUUCAAUUCAAUUCAAUUUUAUUUGUAUAGCGCCAAUUCAUAACAGAAGUUAUCUCAGGACACUUUUCAAAUAGAGCAGGUCUAGACCGAACUCUUUAUAACAUUAUUUACAGAGACCCAACAGUACCACCAUGAGCAAGCACUUGGCGACAAGGGCAAGGAAAAACUGCCUGUUAAAAGGCAGAAACCUAGGACAGAUCCUUCAGCUCUUUAGAAAGUCAUACAUUUUUGCCAUGACUUGACCGGGACUUAAGCUCUGCCUUACAUAUCUACAAAUCUUGGUCUUUAUUAUUAUUUCCAAAACCAAUUUUAUUUUGGCUUUGACCACUUCCUCAGUUUCCUUUAAUUUUAGUCAUUAGGUUCUCAUGCCACCUCAACCACAGACCAUUUAACUAUCCAGAAAUGAUACAAGCACAAACCUAGAGGGGCUUACUAGGGCAGCAUGGCAAUAAUGUAAUUAUUCACAAAAGCCUUCCAGUCUAGUAUUUAGCAUGACGAUAGUUAAAUAGUUGGCACUGACUGUGGUAAAGAGUUGCGUUGCUUUUUUGAGCUGUACAUUACCAGUUUAUGUUGGUACUGAAAAUAAACUUCCGGUCAAUUUGGUCACACUGAUUUUUCCAAUUCACCGCAGUAUAUCCAGAAUGAAUGAAGCAUGCUACAUCUUUGAAUAUGUAAGGUGCUAUUUAAGGUUCUGUAGGCAAGGUAAACCAGUACCUCAUAUAUUACAUACAUUCAAACAUACAUUCAAAAGAUCUGCUCUUUUUACUAGUCAGUGUAUUCAAUAGGUGUGUUUUUAUGGAGCCAUAUACAAGUCCUUAUUAUCUGUUAAGAAGCUUUGUUUCAGUUCUCUGAUUGUUACUGUGGCGUCUUCAGAAAAGCUGAGACUGUAUCAUUCUCAGAAAAGUAUAAACAUAUUACAUUUGGCUGACAAUAUAAUGUAGCCUGAUAUUAAUCGUGUGUUUCAGUCCUACCAAGAGAAAUGAAACAGAGCUUCACCAUGUUUGACUUACUGUAUAUUUUUUUCAAUAUUAUAUUUGUGCAUUUGUAUUCAAGGUUUUGCUUUUUCUAAUCAGUGCAGGACACUGAUUAUUGCAUUGACUUGUAAAAUACACUGUGGUGUGUGUGUGUAAAAAUAGCAGUCCAGUGUAGCUUGGCCGCUGUCAGGUGUGAUUUUAAACAGUGUUAACAUAUCCUGACAACGUUUUAUCUAUUUUUAUGUACUUUCAACAUAUACUGAUCUGUUUGCCUUUUUAUUCACUUGUUUCAGUCAGAAUUUGUAUUUCAUAUGUGAAUAAAUCUGUAAAGUUUUUUACUUUAA